AUGACAAAACUGAGCUUCGGAAUCAAUCAACCCACUUGGGGCCACGUUGUCUGGUUAGAAACUAGCUUGAGUGUGAGCAAGCAUCCGUCUCCCAAUAAGCCCAAUGAAUGCUCUUGCAGAUGUGGCUAUCUUGGCUUGCAGGUUGCCAGAAGGCGGGGGGGCUUCACUGGGCUUGAAGCAGCCUUGCAGUUUGCUGGCUCCUUUGGCCUUGCAGAGCGGCUGCGCUUAUUCGGAGCCAUUCCGAUUCCAAGUCACCAUCUCCGUGUAUACUUCCGUUACUUGCAGUCGCAAGCUCAUAUCAGCCUGAGCCAUGUGGUUGUUCCAUGCCACGUGCGCAUUUCGGAGCCCGCAGAAUUACAGAGCUGGGGUCACGUUGGCUCGAUAGAAACUAGCUCGAGUGUGAGUAAGCAUAAGUCCAAUGAAUCUUGCAGAUGGGGCUAUGUUGGCUUGCAGGUUGCCAGAAGGCGGGGGGGCUUCACUGGGCUUGAAGCAGCCUUGCAGUUUGCUGGCUUCUUUGGCCUUGCAGAGCGGCUGCGCUUAUUUGGAGCCAUGCUGAUUCCAAGUCUCAGCUGUGCUGCGCUUUGCAAUGGCAAGCUCGCGCUGGCCUGA
Messenger RNA from Effrenium voratum, 609 nucleotides. The record is from the annotation of a GenBank genome assembly. Lineage: Eukaryota; Dinophyceae; Suessiales; Symbiodiniaceae.